UGGAAAAAAAUUUCUGAAAAUUGCACAAAAAGCCAGUUUUUUCCAAAAUUUGAGAUACAAAAGCAUCACACUGCAAAGUCAAAAUGUUAAAACAAUAGAUUAUACAAUAAGAAAUUGAAAAAAAACAAAAUGUUCCCAUCUACAGGGUAUUUCAAGGCCGUUACUUGCCCUUUCUUUGCCAGUGGUCUUUGUGAGCGUCAGUACUGUCACUUUCGGCAUGUCAAACCGACUGAACCCCCUCCUCCACCAAAGGAUCUAGCCUCAUCUGAAGCCAGUGUGUCCAAUACCUCACAGAAUGGUCAGUCUUUGCUCAGUAUGGUCGGCAAGGCCGUACAGCAUUUCCAGAAAGACUUGGAAAAAAAUAUUGGUAAUGUGCCAAAAAAGAAAAGAAAGGAAACAAGUGAUGUUGAUCCCAAGAUGAAUAAGUAUCUUGCCCUAAUUGCUGGUAACGACAAAUACAAAAUGCCUGAAACCAUCUCGAUUCCUAAGGCAUCUGUGGACCCAUCUCCGCGAGCAGUUGAUCCCAGUGUACCUCAGUAUAGACCCACUCCGAUCAGCCAGUUGAAGAAGAAGAGGCAUGAACCCAAAUAUGUGAUCCCUUACAUGGAGGAGGAUGCGUCGGAAUCAGAAUACGACCCCGCCACAAACUAUAGUACCGAACAAAGAACAAAGUCACCACCAGAGUUUGAAUAUAAGCCUACUCCACUGAAUAAAAAGACAAAGAUUUUUGCUGAACAGGUAGCUGAGGAUGGAUAUGAUCCCGUUGCUGAAUAUGACCCCACUUCAGAAUAUGAACCCUCAGGUGAAUAUGAUCCAACGGCUGUAUACAUACCCACAGAGUUGGACAUUUGUAGUGAACCCGAGGGGAAUUUUAGUGACGAUAAUGACGGUGCUACUGCUGCACAAAAAUUGCAAAAGGGUAAAAAAACAGGAAGCUCAAAAACAGAAAUAGGUGCGGGGAAAAAAGUUAAAGAAAAAGUUGUGGAAGAUGAUCUUGUUUCGCAGAUUAUAUUUGCAUCGGAAACUACCAACUCGAUGAGUAUGAGCCAGGUUAAAAAAUAUUCCGAUGGGUCAAUAGAUUUUGUCAAUGAAAAGCAAAUCAAGAAAAAGACAAUAAAAAGUUCAAAGGAGAAAGUGACUGAGCAGAAAUCUGAAAAGGGACUAUUCGAUUUGUUUAAGUCUGAGAAAAAGGCUGUAGUAAAGCCCACCGUCUCUGAUAAAGCAAAGAAAUGUAGUGAUGGUGUAAAAACAAAGGUUUUAGAAAGAAAAGACAGUGGUUCUCGAAAGCAUGGAGAUGACAGGAAGAAAGUUAAAAGUGUUGAAGGUGUUGCAAAGUCUCAGUCUUUAAAAUCAGAAAGCAAAGAUAAACUUAUCAUUGAAAAACACCACAAGAAACAUUCAACUCAUUCUGACAGUCCCAAGUCACAAGAAAAGGAUAAGCGUAAGUUAUCAACCGAUAAUGCAAACUCCAGUGAUAAGAAUAAGAGUAAGACCCAAACAACAUCUGAUCAUUCUGGUAAGAGUCGUCACUCCCACCAUCGUACAGAUCCUCAUUCUCCAAAGCCACACAGUUCAAAAUCGUCUAAGGAGAUGGAAAAUGGUGCUAAGAAACUUGUAUCUUCCAAGCAUUGUGGUCAUGGAAGUUCGUCUAGUAAAGCUAAAGGAAGCAAAAAUUCCGAACAUCACAAGGAAAAUUUGAACUCUCCAAAAGUGAAGCAUAGGAGCGAAUCAACGGGAAGUUAUUCACAUCAUCAAAGGGAAAAUAAAUCCGGGUCGAGUGAAUCGAAUCAUUCCACAUCAAAAGUUCAAUCACCAGGUUCCUAUUUUGGUUUUGCCACAGACUCUGCUGAGACUGCCCCACAAACAAAAUCUGAAUCUCGUAAAUCUCACAAUAUAACGAAAACUCUUUCCCAUAGUGAUUGGAAUGGGAGUAUGAAUGAAACUUUCGGUUUUGAUUUUCACUCUGAUUUUCAUGAAACUCGUCUUGACACAAAAGUUGAAAAGCUCGGAAAUAGGGUUGAUAAGCAUAGGAAAAGUUCCACUUCUGUUAAAAGUGAGAGCAGUUCCAAGUCAAAACAUCGAUUAUCUGGUGGAGAGACGCAUACAUUUAAAAGCAAGCACAGUUGUUCAACCCCUACAGAGCGACUGGGAAGUUCUAAAGAAAUAAAGUAUUCUAUUUCAAGAAGAGAUUCAGGUACAGGGGUUGACUUGGAUGAAUCGGGAGGUUCUGAUACACUUGGUGAGGAAGAGCUCCCCACUCUUCAAAUCGGCUUGGAUUCUCCAUAUAAAAAGUUUAGUUGGGAUGACAUCGGCACUUGUGCUACUACUAGUCAUGAAAAACAAUAUCAGGGUUCGAAAGGAAAAUCAAACAAGUCGGGAAAACCUCGCACGAAGUCUGUAUCGGAAUCGAAAGACGAGUUUAUCAUAUUGUCAUCAGAUGACGAGUCGCCAAAAAAACCUGUAAAAAGACCACGGACGAUGAGUUCUGGUUCCGGGUCAAAAUCAGGGAAAGGUAGCAUCAGCACGUUUGAUUUAUUUGGAGAUGACAGCGACAACAGUUCUGAUGAAAGUGUAAACUUGAAUGCCAGGCAGAGGUCAAGGAGUUCUGAAACUAUUACUUAUCUUAGAGGAAGUCAUGCCAGUGGUGAUAGCCGUACGGGUCUUUCAAAGAGUGCAAAACGGAGAAAAACAGUCGAACAAUCCAGUAGUGAUAGCGACGGGGAUAACUUUAUGUCCUUGGGCAAUGAUCAGUUUGAUGUUCAGAAUAAUUCCGAUGGUAGUGAAGCGUCCGAUGCGAGGUAUGCAGGAAGUAACGGAGACGGCCUUGAACUUGACCUGGAUGAUGAUGAUGACGGUGAAGACCUGUAUGAUGAGUGUCUGAAGAUCUUCAAUGAAUCGCCGAAAAGUAAAAAGCAUCAAGUCGGAAAGCACGGUAUGAAAAGAAAGCCACAGGAAGAACAGGCGCAUUCAGUCAGUAAAGCCAAUAGAACUGCCCAUGCUGGAGCUGAGAAAGUAGUUAAGAAAAAGUUCCAACGGACCCACGUUUUGUCUCCAGCUGCGGUGAUGCAUAACAGAUUCGUUGAGAUGCAGAAAAAGCUUGAAGAGGCCAGGGAAAAGCGCAUGGACUUGAUGAAGGACAAAAAGUCUGUAGAGCUUUCUGUCAUUUUCUGCAUUCAGAGUCCCGGCGCAAGAAAAGUUGAGGAGAGGCGAGGAAGCUCCUUGCUGCGAAAGUCCUCUCAGUCAUCGCCGGUUGUCCGGAGGGUGUCACGAGAUAUUCCUCAUCCUGAUGAACCAGAAGGUCCAACUCGGAUCCAGACAAUUAAAUCGGUGAAAUCAGGGCAAAGGAAGGCUCAUGUUCCAAAGCUUGAACAUGUCGUUGAGACCAUGAAGAGGCCAACCAUACCGCCCGACUUGGGUGGCAAGGUACCCACAAAUGUUCGACAGCGCUAUCUUAACCUAUUCGUCGACGAGUGCUUGAAAAUUUACGAUUCUCAGAAAGAUGCAUUUGAAAGGGCUUUGAGCGAAGAAAAGGCAGUCUACACUCGAAGCGGCUCAAAAAAUGUCUACCUCAAUGUUGCCGUCAAUGCAAUCAAGAAGCUGAGAAAUGAGAGUCAGGCCAGUGGUGAGCCGGUCUGCUCUUCCCCUGCCAAAACAAGCAGAGCGCUGAUACAUGAGUACAACCUUGGUGGGAGGAAGGCAAUGGAAACCAGUUACACGCUGCAUAGGUCAUCGGCAGCGAAACCAAAACAAGUGGAAUCAUUCUCAGCAUCUCAUCUUUACCAUCGAUUAAAGCCAUACAUUCUCACCGAGGAGCAACUGCAAGAGAAUGGGUUUCCACGCGUUGAUGAAGACAGCUUUAAUCUUAUCAAGUUUUAUAAUACACCGCGAAAGAAAUCAACUGGCAAAGCUCUUGAAAAGGCGUGCACUCGAUGCGGCAAGAGGUUUUACAUCGACCCAAGUGGAGAGUGGCAAACUCUGGAUGAGUGCAUUUACCACUGGGGCCGAGCAUUUAAGAAGCGGCUGUGUGGCAGCAUCGAGUCUCGUUACAACUGCUGUGAUAGUGAUCUCACAUCGAGGGGUUGCCAAGUGGCCAAGUUACAUGUCUAUGACUCCAAUGUGCGUGAAGUGUUGUCGGGAUAUAUGAAAACACUGCCAUGUUCCCCACAGUAUGAUGAAGACUAUGGUGUAUAUGCUCUGGACUGUGAAAUGAUUUACACAACAAAAGGUCAAGAACUUGCCCGGGUGACGGUGGUAGACCACAGGAGUGAGACGGUUUAUGAAGCACUCGUUCAACCAGAGGGUGAUGUCAUCGACUAUAAUACAAGGUUCAGCGGUAUAACUGAAGACGAUUUGAAAGAUGUCACAACAAAUCUUCAUGAUGUGCAGGCCGUGCUGCUGAGUUUGUUCAAUCACAAAAGUAUACUGAUGGGUCACAGUUUAGAAAGCGAUUUGUGUGCUUUGAAGCUUAUUCAUUCCACAGUCGUGGACACCUCUGUCGUGUUCCCCCACUGGCUAGGCCCGCCCUACAAGAGGGCCCUCCGACACCUUGCUGGCGAAAUACUUAACAAAAUUAUACAGAAUGAUGUUGGCGGCCAUGAUAGUCGAGAGGAUGCUGUGUCGUGCCUGGAGCUGAUGCUGUGGAAAGUCAGAGAUGACAUUAAGAAGGAGAGCCGCUGAUGUGAUUGGACAGCAAUUUGAUAAAUGAUACACGAGAAUAUGAACUGCUCAAGAUUAUUCUGUAUUGGUGCAAAAUACUCAGUGAUAUUAUUUUUUGUUUGGAUGCUGAAUUUAGUUGUAUACCACUUCUACUGUCUCAUUCACCAUGAUUCCUGAUCAAAGGGAAAGUAAAAGUUGACUAAUCUGAGGAAUAAAUUCAAACCGGAAUACAACCUGUUAACUGCAUGGUUUGUACCUUGUGGUAGAAUACUACAAAAUAAGUCUCAAGCAAACGGGAAAUGCUGUUUUGAUGACAGCUUGAUUGAAUUUCCAAUAGAGGUGGAUAAUGGUGGAAUGAAUGAAUCAUCUGACGUUACCUAAACUUUGGAAAGAGGUUCUCACAACUAAAUUCCUCGUCCAACGACUGCAUUUUCCUUCAUAGAGCUCAAGACAUAUCUCUGUAAUAAUGUCAUUGUACUUGGUGUAAAUGUAAUGUUGUCUCUGGAUUGAGUAGUCUUGUGUAAUUUCACUUUGAUUUGAUAUGGUAUGAUGUUGUUAGGAGAAGGAAACGCUCAACUUUGUCAUUGAUUUUGUCAAAGUUGGCAGUAUUGAUGCUCCCUAGAAAAAUUUUCGGGCAAAUCUCUGGAUGAACUGAUGGAUUAAGGUAGAGGAAACUUACCUUAAAGAAAUGAAAAGAGGGUAUGGAUUUCCAUGUUGCUGCUGUAUGUAGGGAGAGCUGUAGCCAAUGGGUGCCAAUUAUUUCCUCAGUUCGAAGGCCGAUGAGGCAGGGUAAUGUGUAACAUUUGACAUGUCACUCAUGUCCACACAGAUGAACUAGUAAUGAACUAAAAUAGGAACAAACUCAGCUUUCAUUACUUGGAAUUUCAAGAGUAUAAUUACAGGUACUAGAUAACCAAGGUCACAUCCUGAAUAAUGUUACUUUUUUUACCAGAGAAUGGUGUGUCUUUAUGUUUUUGUUUUGACUAUUACUCUUGUUUUUGUUGUCGCAUUUAUUUUGUAGUAUUCUUCGACUGUUGAUGAAAUAAUAUUGUCUGUAAUUGAUUUAAACUAACAUACACCCGAGUAUCAUUUCUUUUCUAAAUAUUGUCAGAUGUGGUGUUAAGUCUCUUGCUAAGUACUAAGUACGAUCUGCAGUUAAUUAGAGGCAGAAGGUUUCUGAUUUCUGUUAAAAAACGUGAUACAGCAGUCAUAGAAUGCAUCAUAAACCAUCCAGGUAUGACCAUGUACAAGUGGAACCUCUAGAAGAGGCGAUCGGGACUGAUUAUGGUUGUCAUUAGUGGAGAAAUGAAGUGAUGUCUGCAUUUCAGAAGCAAAAUUUAACAGAUUUCUUGACUUCAAUCAAUGUCCGACUGACACACAAGUGUCCGCUAUUUUGAGUUACAUUGUUCUUGGUAUCAUACAUGUAUGAACUUGUAUCACCUUUUCUAUAUUCUUGCGUUUUCUUAUGUUCAGGUGUGGAAUGAUGCUCAUGUCAUAAUAUCAUGUACUUGACAAGAAAGAGUUUGUCCUAUGCCAGAAAGGCAACCACAGCAAAUAAUGUAAAUCCUUUAUUUAUUUCCUUAUCUCACAACCAGCUGAGUGAAAAAGAACAAAGUGAAUAAAGAAAAUUGUC
Molecule: messenger RNA, 6289 nt
Organism: Lineus longissimus
Lineage: Eukaryota; Metazoa; Nemertea; Pilidiophora; Heteronemertea; Lineidae
Product: RNA exonuclease 1 homolog
Exons: 14
Coding region: 130-4677 (1515 amino acids)
Cellular component (GO): nucleus
Molecular function (GO): nucleic acid binding; exonuclease activity; metal ion binding
Source: RefSeq, a predicted model, not a curated record